Molecule: messenger RNA, 744 nt
Organism: Acanthoscelides obtectus
Lineage: Eukaryota; Metazoa; Arthropoda; Insecta; Coleoptera; Chrysomelidae
Source: the annotation of a GenBank genome assembly
AUGCAGUAUACAUUCGAAAACCUUACCGACGUUGCUUAUAAUCACAACAGCUCUAUAAUUCUCAAUGACACAACGUUCGCCUUUUUUAAAUAUGAGAGCAAUCCUAGAUGUUUUCCAAGCCAUGGGAAAUGUUGUAGUAUUAACAGAUAUGUUGUACAGGAUCUUCAACUGUGUUUAAGUGGUAUGAAGAAAAUUCGCAAUGGUGUAGUUAUUUGCUGCGAUGAUGACAAAUCGUUGGGAAAACUAAAGGAACAUGUUUCUAACAAAUUAGGAACGAAAUAUGAAGUUAGUAAUACUAAGCUGUAUAAUCCCCGAAUAAUGAUUAAAAAUAUUCAGAUUCCUGAAAACUCCAGUGUCGCUGACAUUAUUGACAAUAUUUCAUCUAUUAAUGACCGUCAAGAUCUACAAAAUCGUGAAAUGAAAUUUGUAACGAAAUUAAACUACCCUAACGCUACACAUUUGGUACUUGAGAUGUCACCUGAGAUGUUAUCGUUUUCAGAGAAAAAAAAGAAAAGAUACGUACAUGGUAUUUCAUUUAGGUUGUUUGAGAAGGAAUUCAACCAUCCUCCACUCCUCAAAAUGCCAUCAAAUGGACCACCCGGUAUACCCGACAAGGAUGCCUUCAUCAACCAGCUGUUGGAGAACAAUAAAAAGCAGCACGAAACGAUAGCAGCGCAGACGAAGCUUACUGAAAAGAUGUCACGGCAGAUAGAAGAGUUGCAAGCCAAAUUAAUAAAUUACUGA